This is a messenger RNA of Plasmodium malariae, 657 nucleotides long. Lineage: Eukaryota; Apicomplexa; Aconoidasida; Haemosporida; Plasmodiidae. The record is from the annotation of a RefSeq genome assembly.
AUAUAUACAUUUCUUUUUUUUUUGAGUAAUUUUAAGAAAUCCUUGUAUAAGAAGCAGAAUUUGAAGGUAACUUCAGAUAUAGGAACAUAUAAAUUAUUAGCAAAUUUUAAACAAGAUCAGAAUUUAUAUAUAGUAGGAUUAUAAGAAGAUAUACUAUACAAUAGAAUGAAUAAAAAAAGAGAUAAUUAUAGUAAUAAAAAACAGACCAAGAUUAGUAGAAGUUUAUUAAAUAAGGUUCAAUAUUAUACAGAAGUUAUAGUUUAUGAUAAUGAAAUAGUUGAUGGAAAACAUUUCCAUUUUAAAGAACAAUUGGUAGAUGAUUUUCUAGAAAAAAAUAGGAAUAUUAGAUAUGUUACUUUAAAAAAAAUAAAACUUAGAAGUUAUGGAUUUGAAGUUUUUAUAUUUUUUCUUUAUUUUUUUUUAUAUAUAUUAUAUGGAUUGGAAAUUUUUUUUAUUAUAACUAAUUCACUGUUAACAUAUUGUUUAGAAAACUUAAAAGAAAAAAUAAUAUUUAUAAAGAGUUUAUAAGUACAGCGUUAUUUUCUAAUAUUUUUUAAGUUAAUUUUCAUUAUAUUGACUCUGAUACUUAUAAUAGCUAUUCCGAAUAUCUUUAGAAAUAAUUAAAAAUACUAAAAAAUUAAACUGAUGACUUCUUAA